Molecule: messenger RNA, 1440 nt
Organism: Mandrillus leucophaeus (drill)
Lineage: Eukaryota; Metazoa; Chordata; Mammalia; Primates; Cercopithecidae
Gene: TMEM134
Product: transmembrane protein 134
Exons: 5
Coding region: 80-676 (198 amino acids)
Source: RefSeq, a predicted model, not a curated record
UGUGGGGGCGGGGCCGCGGCGACGCUGGGCGUGUGGGCGCAGAUGGCGGCGGCGCACGGCGCCUGAGCGGGCCGGGGCCAUGAGCGCCGCCCGGCCCCAGUUCAGCAUUGAUGAUGCCUUCGAGCUGUCCCUGGAGGACGCGGGCCCUGGGUCCGAGGCCAGCGGGGUCGCGCGCUUUGGGCCGCUGCACUUCGAGCGUCGGGCCCGGUUCGAGGUGGCUGACGAGGACAAGCAGUCCCGGCUGCGCUACCAGAACCUGGAGAACGAUGAGGAUGGAGCCCAGAUCUCUCCGGAGCCGGAUGGGGGAGUCAGCACCAGGGAUUCCGGCCGAACUUCCAUCCGCAGCUCCCAGUGGUCCUUUAGCACCAUCAGCAGCGGCACCCAGCGCUCCUACAACACCUGCUGCAGCUGGACCCAACACCCUUUGAUCCAGAAGAACCGUCGAGUGGUGCUGGCCUCCUUCCUGCUCCUGCUGCUGGGGCUGGGGCCUGCUCAGUGCCUUGCUCUGGAAACAGAGCUUGGUGAGCUUCCUGGAGAAGGUCUCUGCCUAGGGCACCUUCAGCUCAGGUGGUGGGGGGCAUCAUUCCUUAGGGCUGAGCCGGGCUGGGGUGGGAGCCCCCGCCCUCACCACUGCUCCUGCCCCCACCCCCGCGGCUCCGUCUGUGUGCAGUGCUGAUCCUGGUCGGCGUGGGACUGGAGGCGACCCCCUCUCCAGGUGAGCGACCCUCCCGCCCCACAGGCAGAGGACCCCCCUGUCUUGUGUCCACGGGUCCACGGCAAGCCCUCCCACCUCCCGGCAGUACACGGCCACUUUUCAGCUGGGAGAGGCUUGCCCGGGCAGUCAGCGGCAGCCCGGAAGGCCUCGCAGCCCCUGCCCCCUUGCCCUGACCGGGCUGUGGUCCCUCCCGCAGGUGUCUCCAGCGCCAUCUUCUUCGUGCCGGGCUUCCUGUUGUUGGUGCCUGGAGGUGGGAGCGGGCACCGGGGCGGAAAGGGCGGGGCCGCGAGGAGAGGAGGGGAGGGGCUGCGGAGCGGGACUGAGGGCGGGGUCGUGGGGAGGGGAGGGGCCUCUGCGCUGACGGGCCCUGCCCCACAGUCUAUCACGUGAUCUUCAUCUACUGCGCGGUCAAGGGCCACCGGGGCUUCCAGUUCUUCUACCUGCCCUACUUCGAGAAGUGACCGCGGCGCAGCGUGGACUCCUUGCAUCCACGUGGGCGUCUCUCUGACCCACGCCCUGUUCCGUUCCCCUCAUCUCAAGGGAAGAGGCCCUCCAGGGCCCUCGAAACCCCAGCCCCUAGGGAGUUUGCUCAGGAAGUUUGGGGAAUGCAGGCCUGGCCCUGGGAAAGCCGCCCCUCGCCUGCUCUGUGCCUUAACUUAUUCUCGGGCCAUGCGGCUGCUAGGUUGCUAUUAUUUUGUGCUAAUAAAAGAGUAGUUAAUUCCACC